AAUCCGUAUCCCAUCCCAAUUCACAAGCCGCCGUGACCUCUCCAUUUCUUCCGCACGCAUCCCUCGCCGCCUCGCGCCUGCACCGGAGAAUCGGUCCCAUUGCCCGCGAACCUGCGUGUGUGAGGUAUCGAACACCCCAAGAUGGCAACUUUCGCCUCACCACUCCUCUGCAACUUCAUGGCCAUAGAACAGAAGAACGCGCCUCAGCUGACCAACAGCAGAAAGCCGUCCCCGCGCCUGAGCUUCCCAACGACAAGGAGCAUGCCAACAUUGCCGUUGCCGGGCUUCAGAGCGAGGCCAGACUGGCGCGUCGCCGCCGUCUACAAGGUGAAGCUCAUUGGCCCCGAAGGACAGGAGAGCGUGAUCCAAGUGCCAGAGGACAGCUACAUCCUGGACGCGGCCGAGGAGGCCGGUAUAGACCUGCCCUACUCCUGCCGCGCUGGUGCGUGCUCCACGUGCGCCGGCAAGGUACUGGAGGGCUCCGUCGACCAGGCGGACCAGUCGUUCCUGGACGACGCGCAGGUCGGUGCCGGGUAUGCGCUCACCUGCGUCGCGUACCCGACGUCUGACUGCGUCAUCCAGACGCACAGGGAGGCCGACCUGUACUAGGCAGCCCAGUCCCACGCGUAACCGGAUCAACGACUGUGCACUUCCAUAGCUCCCAUUCGGAUUCGAUCUUGAGUUCUUGACACUGAUUCGCACUUGUGCUUUUGUCCUUGCAGGUAGCUAGAACUAGUAGUACAUUCUUUAAUCGUUAUUGUUUGGUUGCUGUGGUU
Molecule: messenger RNA, 776 nt
Organism: Zea mays
Lineage: Eukaryota; Viridiplantae; Streptophyta; Magnoliopsida; Poales; Poaceae
Product: Ferredoxin-3 chloroplastic
Exons: 2
Coding region: 142-609 (155 amino acids)
Biological process (GO): electron transport chain
Molecular function (GO): electron transfer activity; 2 iron, 2 sulfur cluster binding
Source: RefSeq, marked provisional